Eimeria acervulina is the source of this 2025-nucleotide messenger RNA. RefSeq lists its product as hypothetical. The record is from RefSeq and is a predicted model, not a curated record. Gene Ontology annotation, cellular component: transcription factor TFIIIC complex. The transcript has 6 exons. The coding region runs from base 1 to 2025 and encodes 674 amino acids. Gene Ontology annotation, biological process: transcription initiation at RNA polymerase III promoter. NCBI's taxonomy places the organism in Eukaryota, Apicomplexa, Conoidasida, Eucoccidiorida, Eimeriidae.
AUGGAGACUCUAGAUGGGGCCCUCCAACGCCAUAUGGGGGGCUCCCUAGGCCCCUGCGACGCCGCAGAAGCAGGAGAGACACCUAAUGAGGAGGGCCUUAAAAGGAGCAGCAAAGGGCCCCACACAGCGCAGCAGCUAACUGUACCCAAUGUCUCCUUUGCUGCAGUGGAGAUACCAGGCAGGGCUAGCAAGCCAGAGACGGUGCUGCGUAUAUUGGGGGGCCCUGAGGCUGCCUCUCGGGGUGUGGCAUUGGAAGAAGGCGGGGAGCCGUUGCUGCUCCGUUUAGGGUGCAGCAGCAACAGCAGCAGCAGCAGCAGCAGCAGGUGGGGGCAUAUCCUUGCCUCUCGUCAAAGUGCUGCAGGAAUCCUCUUAAGAAGAAGAAUCCGCAAAUCUGGGGCGGUCGAAUUCGCCCCCGUGGGGCGCGUCAUGCAGCGCCACGUCUUUACAGGCCUUGCGGACUUUUACUUCAUCCCUCCCCCGGGGCACCGCGGCGAGGAGACACUGGAGUCGCAGGUGGUGGCUGAAGCGCAGCGCGCAUGCAGCAGCAGCAGCAGCAGCAGCAGCUCCCAGGGGUCCCCUUAUAUACCCCCGCCCUUCUUCUGCAAGGGGCAGGCGCCAUUCCCAUAUAAAGUUGAAGCCCCAGUGCCCCCUGCCUUUGCUGCAGAGGCCUUUAUAACGGGAGACACGCAGCAGAAACAGCAGCAGCAGCAACAGCUGCAGCAGCACAAGCGUCAGCGCAUACAGCAGCAGCAAGAGCAGCAACUGCAGCAAGACCAGCAGCACCAAGAAGAGCAGCUCUCCGGAGAGCAGCAGCAGCAGCAGUUGGAUGGCGGCCGGCGCCACAGCAGCAGCAGCACAGCUUCUGCAGUGCAGCCUGCAGCAACAGAUGCAGCAGCAGAUGCAGCAGCAGAUGCAGCAGCAGAUGCAGCAGCAGAUGCUGCAGCAGGUAAAGCUGCAGCAGCUACACCAACAGUAACAGCAAACGGAACAGAAGAAGAAGCAGCAUCAUUUUCGACUGGGGGAGACAGCGUUGGCCUGUCAGUUGCUGCAAAGGCAGCAGCAGCACGUGCAGCAGCAGCAAAAGGAAAUCGAACCCCCCGCUUCCUCCCUUCCCUCUCAGCAAGAGCAGCAGCAACAAAAGCAGCAGCAGCAACAGCAGACGCAGCAGACGCCAAAUCACCCGAGAAGCAAACCCCUGCAGCAGCAACACCAGCCGCGGCAGCAGCAGCUACUGCUGCUCCAGCCCCAAAUGCAGAAGCGUAUGCUCGAGAGGCCCCAUCUGAAGAGGAAGAUGCUGCUGCUGCAGCAGCAACUGCUGCUGCUGCAGUUGCUGCUGCAGCUGAAGGAAAGGGCGCGACGGAAGCAGCAGCUUCAAACCCUUCAGCACCUACGAAGGAUGGAGCAGCCGACGCUGCUGCUGUUGUAAACUCCACUGCAGCAACGGCAGCGGCUAGCAGCAGCAGCAGCAGCAGCAGCAAGGACGAAAGCUCUGCGUUUAACGCCGUUGGCCGCAUAGGCGAUGAACAGCUGCCCGUGGCGCCCCCGCCUGCAGCAUCAAAGGCAUUUGCAGAUGGCGAUUUGCUGCUGCUGCUGACGGAGCUGCUGCAGAGACAGCCCGUGUGGCUGCGGUCUUCUCUUGACUCGCAGCUGCCCCGUUCAUACACUGCAUGGAGGAAGAAGCCUGCAUAUGCCAAGACCUGCUUUCUAUUCGCAGGGGAGAAGAGGCCCCCGCCGGCUGGCGAGCUCACCAGCAACAGCAACAGCAGCAACAGUGCAGCAACCGCAGCAGCUACAGAUGCAGCAGCAGCGCCAGCAACUGCAACAACAGCAGCAACAGCAUCCGCAAGAGCAGCAACGAGCAGCAACGAGCAGCAACAAGAGCAGCAGCAACAGCAGCAGCAGCAACAGCACUGCGUGCGUGUACCAUCGACUUCAGGGAUCCUUUCUUCAGAGCCACCCACUGGAAGGCCGCCGCUGCAGCAGGGGCCCCUGCUCCAGGCUCGAGACAGCAGCAGCGAGGUAUAA